Micropterus dolomieu (smallmouth bass) is the source of this 2376-nucleotide messenger RNA. RefSeq lists its product as uncharacterized. The record is from RefSeq and is a predicted model, not a curated record. The transcript has 3 exons. The coding region runs from base 1 to 855 and encodes 284 amino acids. NCBI's taxonomy places the organism in Eukaryota, Metazoa, Chordata, Actinopteri, Centrarchiformes, Centrarchidae.
AUGGGGCCAAUUGUCACCAGUGCACUCUCUCUAUUCAGCAGACUACAGCUCCGUAAUGAGAAACUUCUAAACAGCCCAAAACAGGAGCCGAGACGGAAACAAACAGCCGAGACGGAAACAGCCGAGACAGAAAUAAACAACCGAGACGGAAACAGCCGAGACGGAAACAAACAGCCGAGACAGAAACAAACAGCCGAGACAGAAACAAACAGCCGAGACGGAAACAGCCGAGACAGAAAUAAACAACCGAGACGGAAACAAACAGCCGAGACGGAAACAAACAGCCGAGACGGAAACAGCCGAGACAGAAAUAAACAGCCGAGACGGAAACAAACAGCCGAGACGGAAACAAACAGCCGAGACAGAAAUAUACAGCCGAGACAGAAAUAUACAGCCGAGACGGAAACAGCCGAGACGGAAACAGCCGAGACAGAAAUAAACAACCGAGACGGAAACAGCCGAGACGGAAACAAACAGCCGAGACGGAAACAAACAGCCGAGACAGAAACAAACAGCCGAGACAGAAAUAUACAGCCGAGACAGAAAUAUACAGCCGAGACGGAAACAGCCGAGACGGAAACAGCCGAGACAGAAAUAAACAACCGAGACGGAAACAGCCGAGACGGAAACAAACAGCCGAGACGGAAACAAACAGCCGAGACAGAAACAAACAGCCGAGACAGAAAUAUACAGCCGAGACAGAAAUAUACAGCCGAGACGGAAACAGCCGAGACGGAAACAGCCGAGACAGAAAUAAACAACCGAGACGGAAACAGCCGAGACGGCAGCAGCAGCAGGCCGGACUCGUCUCAGGACCCGGCCUCCUCUGGGGCCCCUGACGUGGUCUGCUUCUGACCGUGGAAUGUGUCCAGACCUCCGUUGCUUCCUGCUGUUGCAGUGGAAGGAUGCAGUGGCUGUUUUUGAACCCUUUUCCCGGCCUGCUUCCUGCAGUCUUUCUCUCCCCGGAGGAGGUCCAAGGAGUUUGCUAAGAGUAACCCCAGAGACUUUGAGCCCUCCAUCCACAGCCCAACUCAACCGAUGCUGAGCACAGCGGACCGGACGUGCUGAUCACAGCGCGCCAGAGGAGCUACUUCCCUGAUUUUUGGGUAACGACAAGUCAUUAUAUCUUCGGUAUUUUGAACUGACCGUACAUAUAGGCAGGCAGCCAAACACAAAGGCGCCACAAACAUUCUACACAUAUUUGAACUACAGAGUGACCAACGAGGAGUCGAUGAUGGAAUCCAGCUCCACACGGCCGGGGCACCUUUUCCGGUUGCCGGGAUGGGAGCGGUUCGGUCUCAGGGGUUCAGUGUUGUUUUUGACUGGUGUUUCCUAUUCUGUACACGUUUGACAAACGUCCACCUGCAUCCGACUCGGCCACUCUGAUACCGCAUAGUCUUAACAGAUCAGAGCGAGCAGUAACACCACGGAGCUUCCCACCGCGGGGGACGCCUGGUGCCGAGUGCUGAAUAGUUCUGUGCGCGCUACUUUAAAUUCUAGUUGCUACGCAUGCAGGACCGGGAAACGGGCAGUUGCCUCUGCCUUACACAGCCUGCACCGAACGCUCAAAUGCGGUUUCCAAAUUUAAACCUUUACCACUCUCCAACGCCCGCCAGACCCCGGUCUGGGACCGCAUGCUCACACGCAGCUACAAAAUCGACACGACCCUGUGAGAAACUAGAUGACCACUUCUCCCAGACAUGAGAAAUGCAAAUCCUUCAAACAGCAAAGUAGCAAAGAUUAAGACUAUGAAUUAAAAUAGCUAAUUCCAAGCACCCCAACCCAGAUGUGGGUAAUUCCCAGAAGUGUGUUCACACACCUAUGAAUCUGUAGUAGCCAAUAAAAUUAGCUGUACACAGGUUUUCUUAACAAAUCCACUGUUAUGGAAAUAUUGUUUGACAUUAACAUAUCACACCCUCACAGGGAAAAACGCUCUAUCACACAACAAGUCUUACCUUACGUGUACAUAGAGGCCAUUGUGGUACCCAGUGGGGGGCUUGGAGUAACUUUACAGCUGAGUUUGAAUCACGUCUCUGUUGAUGUGGUUUGUACAUUUAACAAAAAUGUGGAGAAAGUGGAUCCUUUUAUUACAAUCAGAUGUUAAAGCUUGUGACCAGUAAAUAUUGAGAUAUUUACAUGUGAUUGUCUGAAAGACUAAUUUAACUCAUUUUAGGGAAUCAAUUUACAAAUAAAGACCAAACUCUUUAUUAUCAAUUUCUUUCCGGUAACAGGACCACUAGAUUGGUGAGUAAUCACACACUUGGAAAAGCUUUAUUAAACCUUAUAUGCAACACAUCUGUUCCAAGAGAUUGUAACCUGUUAAUGUGUUUCUUCUGUUUUGUCCCUGACAAAUAAAAAACUACAUUUCAGAUUUUA